AUGUCAAAAUUCUUGCUUGAUCGAUGCUUACGCGAAUUAUCUCCAUUGACAGUUCUUAAGGAUGAUAUUCAGCAAACGGGUAAACCUCUCCUUCAGUUUAUGAUCAAGUCAGCAGCUUCCAGAAAUAUUAAAGUGCUAUUCGUUUCUUACGAGACUUUAAAAGCCAACUGCCCUUCUGAAGUCGACCAAUUCAUCUAUGCUACAAGCUGGAAUAAAAUGAAGAGCUUGAAAGAGUUGUAUGACGAGGUUGUGCAAUGGUGGAAACCAGAGCAUCAGCAUUUAAUUGUCGUUGAUGUCAUAAAUCCAAUUUUGAACAACUCUGUAUCUAGUUUCUCUAUGUUUUUUGGAUCUAUCCUGGCUUUGGGAUCUACUGCAUUCCUUACGGCCUACCACAAGGACGUAUCGUUGGAAAAUUAUCCAUCUUACCUCCCCACCUGUGAAACAUUUUUAGACUAUACAAGUACGUGCACUGUUUCAUUCACUGGAAUGCAACAUAUCAUGGUGGAACACGAUGCGAGAAUGCGAAGUCAACCAAACCCAUUGACGGAAGAAUUACAAGAUUGCACCAUUGUCAAUCUGUUAGGAUCGAAUUGUGAAACAGCUAUAGUUUGUUACGUAGAUUUUCGAAAGAAGAGCGGACGUGUUAUUAAAGAAACAUGUACUUUAAAAAAUGGGGCUCUUGAAGCCUUUACGCCUUUUGUCGGCUCUCAGAAGCAGUUAGAGCCGGAAGCACCGACGGAUCUCGAUGUUCCUUUCAAUCUUACUUUGUCAGAAAAAGAACGAAAAGAACGAGAAGGAGUGUUUCUACCUCAUUUUGGCGCCCAAGACGUCGCAAAGCCAGCUGAAUUUGGAUUCGUCGAUGGGGGUGCUAUAAUUUACCAUGCGGAUAAGGUCGACGAUUUUGACGAAGAAGAGGAUGCUGAUGAGGAUUUGUUAAUUUAA
Molecule: messenger RNA, 942 nt
Organism: Schizosaccharomyces osmophilus
Lineage: Eukaryota; Fungi; Ascomycota; Schizosaccharomycetes; Schizosaccharomycetales; Schizosaccharomycetaceae
Gene: elp5
Product: elongator complex subunit Elp5
Exons: 2
Coding region: 1-942 (313 amino acids)
Biological process (GO): tRNA wobble uridine modification
Cellular component (GO): cytosol; nucleus; elongator holoenzyme complex
Molecular function (GO): tRNA binding
Source: RefSeq, a predicted model, not a curated record